CACAUCCGGGCAUUCUGGCUGCAUCGCGUCUUGCGGAGUAGCAUGUUAGCAUGUUAGCAUGUUACGUCAUGUAGCUCAAAGCUGUUAGCUGAUUUUUUUUUUUUUUAUUUCUUAGCGUGUUAGCUAAGAGGAACAGGAAAGAUUUCGAUACUGCAUAUUAAUUGUUAAUUAGAAAUGACAAAUUAUCAGCGUUAGUCUAUAAUUAGCCGUCGAAAAACGGGAAAAAAGUUUAUUUAGUAACUGUAUUUAAGGUUUAUUGACAGGUACUGUCUCGUGCGCUGUCUCGUGCGGUUAGCGUUAGCAAUGGGGCGCAAAAAACAGUUUCAAAACGAGCGACAAGCUAACAGAGGCAGAGACAAGCGACACAGAAUGAAAGGAAAGUCUCUGGAAACCUUUACAGAAGAAAUGCAGGAGGUUUUGGAAGCGAGUAAAAGCGCAGAGUCCGAGGAGGCGGCGGCGGCGUGUGUGAAGUUGCCGUGUCCUCUGGCCAUGUGGGAACUGGGCCACUGCGACCCGAAGCGCUGUACUGGACGCAAACUGGCACGGAAAGGCCUGGUGCACUGCCUGCGCCUCAACCAGCGCUUUAACGGCCUCGUCCUCAGCCCCAUGGGCACCAAAUACGUUACACCUGCUGAUAGGGAGAUCGUGGCUGAGGGCGGAGUUGCAGUGAUUGACUGCUCGUGGGCGAGGCUCGAGGACACGCCCUUCAGUAAGAUGAUUGGCUCCCACCCGAGGCUGCUGCCUUAUUUGGUGGCGGCGAAUCCUGUGAACUACGGCAAGCCCUGCAAGCUGAGCUGCGUCGAGGCCUACGCAGCCACGUUCUGUAUCGUAGGUUUUCGGGACCUGGCUGUGCUCCUGUUAAGGAAGUUUAAGUGGGGUUUGGGGUUCCUUGAGCUGAAUAAAACACUUCUACAGCGCUACGCCACCUGCAGAUCAGAGGAGGAGCUGCUCACGGUGGAGAAGGAGUACCUCACCUCCUCCCCCUCAGAGGAAGAAGAGCUCGAUCCUUUCGAUGUAGACUCUGGCAGAGAGUGUAUGAACCUCAACAGACCAAUACGAGUGGAAGAGGACGACACUGAAAGCGGCGAGGCAGAGACAUCGGAGGAAGAAGACGAUGAAGAAGACGAUGAAGAAAAGAUAAAAGAGAAGGAGAAGGUUGAAGAUGAUAGAAGUGAAGAAGAGGAGUCGUGAAGAAAUGCAUACAUGUAUUUGGGUGUGUGCUCAAUGCUAGGGCUUGAGCAAAGCAAAGUGGGUUUUAGAUUCAUUUAAUCAGGGAAGGGUGAUCGGGGGGGAAAAAACCCUUUAAGGAACAGGAUGGUGUCGCUGAUAUAGAUUCUGCGUCACAGACAACAGUCUGUAGAGAUCAUGACGUUGCUGCUGUUCAGCCUGAUGAGUAAGACGGAGACACAGAGUUGCUGAACGAAUACGACCUAGCUACAGUGAUGCGUCCAGAAAGUUCUAGAAAAUGGCCAAGAAAGUGUGAUGGACAUCUACAGAGUUGGAACUGGAAAUUUGUUGUUUGUUUAUAACGUGUUUCUCUCUCUCUCUCACACACACACACACACACACACACACACACACACACACACACACACACACACUGUCCUGUCAGAGAAUUCCCAGGUUGCGAUUACAAGUCGCUUGUCAUUUCCGCAAUUCCGACGUGAAUUGAACGCGUAAUGACGUACGUUAUUGUUUUUCAGGACACAGCACUGAACCAGGUAACAGAUAAUCUGUAUUUGGACACUUUUCACAUCACACACUGUGCUUAGGAAUGAAGAGUUUUCAGACAAGGGUGUGUUCAUACAGUCUGCUGUACAAUCGCAGAAGAAUAAAGUUCUUAUUGGUGUUAUUCUUA
Molecule: messenger RNA, 1858 nt
Organism: Pangasianodon hypophthalmus (striped catfish)
Lineage: Eukaryota; Metazoa; Chordata; Actinopteri; Siluriformes; Pangasiidae
Gene: tsr3
Product: TSR3 ribosome maturation factor
Exons: 6
Coding region: 304-1191 (295 amino acids)
Biological process (GO): maturation of SSU-rRNA
Molecular function (GO): rRNA small subunit aminocarboxypropyltransferase activity
Source: RefSeq, a predicted model, not a curated record